Hymenoscyphus albidus is the source of this 2159-nucleotide messenger RNA. The record is from the annotation of a GenBank genome assembly. NCBI's taxonomy places the organism in Eukaryota, Fungi, Ascomycota, Leotiomycetes, Helotiales, Helotiaceae.
AAUCACCAUUCACGACAUCACCAACCAUGCCACCUUACAAAGAUGAUCAGCUGUGGACCAUUGUGCCUGGCAGCUACACGACCCAGGUCCAGGUCAAGCUUCCAGAAAGUCUAGCACCAGCAGAACACAAUAUUCCAACGCGCAUGUUCCUUGCGCCAGACGGAAAGACAUAUGAGCCGUACAGGGUGAAGGAAAACGAUGCGGGCGAGCUCAUUGAGUAUCCAGAUGAUGGCGAAGGUGCCAUUCGGCCCCUCAAAGGUAUGAUCUACCUUCGUGCAAACUUUCAAUUCCCAAAUCGUAAUGGUUGAAAGCUGACAAUGAAUGGCGCAGGUGGGAAGAUUGUCAAUAUGAAUGCCUUUCUCGCGUUCCUCGAACAUAUACAUAGCAAAUUCCAACCUUCCCUUACAUCCGCACUCAUUAUUGUCGCUCAACCUGAAUGGAAAGCCCCAGAACUAGAAGAACUUACCCGCUUCGCAUUCGUAACAUUGAAAGUCCCCGCCUUUAUGCUCAUCGAUAGCGCUUUGGCAGCAGCGUGGGGUUAUGGACUUACACAUGGGGUGGUUAUUGAUGUUGGAUAUGAAAAGAUCAAUAUAUCUACCAUUACAGACAGCAUGGUCAACACCCGUGAGGCGCUACCAUUAUGGGGAGGCGAGCGUAUGACGGAAAUCCUACACUCGUUGUUAAAGGGUAAACACCAGCCGGAAUUUACGAUGGAAAUGGCAGAGGAACUCAAGAAGAGCCCUCUAUGCGAAGUCCUAACACCUGUUACGCCACUUCCGAGCGCCAAAGAUCCAGGACAGACAGUGUCAGGGCCAAGCGUAGAACCAGUGGAAGUCGAACCAGUGGAGGAUGACCUUGCAUUGGCCGAGAAGGAGGAGGGUGUGCUUGAUGUUGCCAGUAUUGUGGCGAGUGGGAAAACAGCAGAGUUUUUGGCUAAGAAGAAGGAGAAGGAAAAUGCGGCGGCAGCACGUAAAGCUACGAAAGCAGCCGAGGCUUUAGCUGCUAAACCCGUAAAGCCGCUUCCAAACUCGAAACAAUUUUGGGCGACUUGGUCUUUCAACGCCCCUAAAUCCGAGGAAGAAAUGAACAAGGAAAAGGCAGUAGAAGCUGCUGCUGCUACCCAAGAGCCGGCUCCAGUCACUGAUGGUGAACAAUCGGCCGUCGCUGAACCCGCCACUACACAACAAAAGAGUAACCUCAAGAAGGACAGCAAGAAGAAACAGUGGGAGGAAGCUAACCCAGGUCUCAGUCGCCACGACUUCAAAAUUGGCGUUGAGCGUUUUCAGAUAGUGGAUCCUUGGUUCCUCCAUCUUAUUGCUGAUUCAGUAUUUUGUGCCAUCCAGAAUGUUGAACCAGCGUCGCUGAGACAGCCCGUGUGGGAUAAUAUGAUUAUUUGCGGAGGAGGCGCAAAGAUUAAGGGUUUCAAAGAUGCCCUUCAUCGUACCCUCCUCAACAAGUAUCUAAUCUCUCCAAGCUCAGCCACAAUGUUCAUGAGCGAGCUCCCAUCAAACAUCGCCACGCCAAGUGGUACUGGGUCGAUGACACCAAGCAGUUCCUUUGCCCCAACCCAUCCCACUGUCAAUCCAUCCAACUCACUGCUAAUUGCUGCGACCACCGCAUCGAACUCCGCACUCAACCCAGGUCUUAGCCAAAAUGGAAGUAACCCGGCCAACACUCAUUCUUCACACUCUCAAACGCCGACUGCGAUCAAAUUUGCUACUCCACCAACGUACUUCCCAGAAUGGAAAGAGUAUUACGACGUAGACUUUUUGGGGUCCUGCAUAGCAGCAAAGACUAUCUUCGGAGCUCCCGUGGAUCAAGUCAAAGGUUACUAUGUUACCAGAUCUGAUUUCAAUCGGGAUGGUCCCAAGUCUAUUCAUGAUAUGUAAGUCUAUUUUGCGCCCCCUAUCCCGACGAAGGCGACUAAUUUCUCUGCAGUGGUCUUGUAUAAUUACAAUAUAAAAGUUCUUGCGAUGGCGUUUCCGGAGUUUUCAAGCUGGGGAGAGAGGGUAGAUGAAUUCUGUACCAUAACCAGGAAUACCCAAAGGGGGCUGCGAGCGAGCAUUGAACCGUCGAAAAUGGAUUGGAUGGUUAAUUUGUGCUGUGAGAAUGAUUUAAAGUACUACAUGAGGAAAGAAAGUUACAACUCACCCCCUUCC